Oncorhynchus masou masou (cherry salmon) is the source of this 1519-nucleotide messenger RNA. Its product is annotated as glutamine amidotransferase-like class 1 domain-containing protein 3, mitochondrial. The coding region runs from base 112 to 786 and encodes 224 amino acids. The transcript is spliced from 5 exons. Lineage: Eukaryota; Metazoa; Chordata; Actinopteri; Salmoniformes; Salmonidae. The record is from RefSeq and is a predicted model, not a curated record.
AGGAAGGGUAUAAAGCCAGUAGGAUUCCAGUUUCACUGCAACAGGAGACAGCAGGUAGGAGAAGACGCCACAGACGCCAUAUACUACUGUAGUGUACCUUUACAAGGAGCCAUGGUGAAGUGUGUAGCCGUAAUUCUGUCAGGGUGUGGAGUCUAUGAUGGGACUGAGGUCCACGAGGCGUCAGCUGUACUGGUCCACCUCAGCAGGGCUGGAGCUAAGGUCCAGAUGUUUGCCCCCAACGUGGACCAAAUGCAUGUAGUGAACCACUGUGAGGGGAAACCCACGGCUGAGACACGCAACGUCCUAGAGGAGAGUGCUCGAAUCGCCCGCGGCGAUGUGUCUGACCUUGCCAAGCUAGAGAUCACCGCCUUCCACGCCCUCGUUAUCCCAGGUGGUUUUGGCGUGGCUAAAAAUCUGUCUGACUGGGCUGUGAAGGGGAAGGAGUUCACGGUUCAACCCCAAGUAGAGAAGCUGAUUAAGGGGUUCCACGCUGCAGGCAAGCCCCUGGCUAUGUGCUGCAUCUCCCCUGUCCUAGCUGCUAAGGUCCUGCCGGGGUGUGAGAUCACCGUGGGACAGGACAAGGAGUGUGAGAGAUGGCCCCAUGCCCAGACGGCAACUUCCAUGAAGGAGCUGGGCUGUAAACAUGUGAAUAAGAAAGUGGGGGAGGUCCACAUCGAUGUGAAGAACAAGCUGGUCACCUCCUCCGCCUUCAUGUGUAACGCUCCCAUACAUGAGGUGUUUGACGGGGUGGGCGUCAUGGUUACAGAACUGCUCAAACUGGCCUAGGACACGUCUGAGAUUCAGAAUACUGAUUAGCUGUGCUUCUCAAAAGGCACCCUGUUCCCUUUAUAGUGCUGAUGUGAUCUUCUCAAAAGACACCCUGUUCCCUUUAUAGUGCUGAAGUGAUCUUCUCAAAAGACACCCUGUUCCCUUUAUAGUGCUGAUGUGAGCUUCUCAAAAGACACCCUGUUCCCUUUAUAGUGCUGAUGUGAUCUUCUCAAAAGACACCCUGUUCCCUUUAUAGUGCUGAUGUGAUCUUCUCAAAAGACACCCUGUUCCCUAUAUAGUGCUGAUGUGAUCUUCUCAAAAGGCACCCUGUUCCCUUUAUAGUGCUGAUGUGAUCUUCUCAAAAGACACCCUGUUCCCUUUAUAGUGCUGAUGUGAUCUUCUCAAAAGGCACCCUGUUCCCUUUAUAGUGCUGAUGUGAUCUUCUCAAAAGGCACCCUGUUCCCUUUAUAGUGCUGAUGUGAUCUUCUCAAAAGACACCCUGUUCCCUUUAUAGUGCUGAUGUGAUCUUCCCAAAAGACGGGAAUCGGGAGCCAUUUGGGAAGUGACCUCACAAUCAUGUUUGUUGUUGUUGUUGUUGUUGUUUGUUUACCUGGAGACCCUCCUGAUCUGAAUGUAAUGGACACACAGAAGAAGCAGAAGAAGAUAGUGUUUCUGUUGCUUUAUCUGUCUGACAGUGGGAUGACUUGUGUUUUUAUCAACAUCGUAAUAAAAGUACAACCAAAUUCUGGAA